UCAUUGAUGUAGAUCUCCCACCCAAAAUUCCCUAGGAACGGAUCCAGAGAGGUGGCAAAGAGAAAACAUGCUAAAAAUAGCAAGAGUAAUAAGAAGACUCUUGGUAUUUUCAAAUGUACAGGAAAACCAUCUCCGAUGAGAAAGAUUUCUGACCAAAAUAAGAAAAGCUUCAACUUUAGAGGAGCUAAGUCUUAUGAUCCAGCUGGACUUGUGGAUGUUAAAAGCAAGAAAGCAGUCGAUAGCCACCGAGUUAAAUAUUCUCAGAAAAAUUUUGGUAACUCUCCAAAAAGUAGCAACAAAAAUGGAGCCAACCUAAAUGUAAAUAUCGUUAGGGUCAAGAAGUCAAGUCUGGGUAAAUAAAACUAUUCCAAUAAACCCGACCAGACUAAAGUCUGAAAGAGCCAAGUCCAUCUGUAAAGUCAGUGGGAACUUCAGCAAAUAAAAGAUUUCUUGAAAAUUCACUCAAUGAAAAUUAUGAACUUAGAGAUGCUCAUUCUGGUCCAGACAAACCUAGAAAUAGCCAACCUCAUUUUCGUUCUUACAAAAGUAUUCGAUUUGACUCCAGACAAAGCAUUGCUGGAAGUGAAUACAAGCACUCUAAGUAUUCUAAACAUUCGAAAGAAGAGUCUAAAGUGCCUCGACUUCGUAAAAACUUUUCGAAGCCCGUUCCGAUACAAGAGUCUGUCAAUGAGUCUGACAACAAACACAAGCAAGUGUCAAGUGGAUACAUGCAAGAGGACACUCCAGCGAGAGUUGUGCCAGUGUCGAUUUAUUGUGAGAAUGCAAUGCUGAUUCACUGCAACCAUGGCAAAGUAGAGUUUGGCAAGAACACACUGCACAAGAAUGCUGACAAGAAUGCUGACAAGAAUGCUGACAAGAAUGCUGAAAAGAAUGCUGACAAGAAUGUUAACAGCAUCAGUCACUUACAUCAGAACAUUGGAGGAUCCCCUCAGAAUCCUGCCAACAGCCACUGCUGCACCUCCAAGAUCAGAAUCGUUGAACCAAUUCCGAAAGUGGAUCAAGCCGAGAUCAGAGAGUUCAUUGAGCGCAAUAAUCAGCGCGAGCAAGAUUCUGGAGAUCAAAGAUUCAAAGAUUGAUGAUAUACUCAAGGAUGAUCCACCCAGUGCACAAUCUUUUAAGCUCAGUUGUUUGAAGCAUGGUGGACUUUUAUCAUUAGUCAUGAGGUUGUUUCAAUGUUUAAAUUUAGUGACAACAUUCAAUUUCAACCUUCGCUUCUAG
This is a messenger RNA of Moneuplotes crassus, 1239 nucleotides long. The record is from the annotation of a GenBank genome assembly. NCBI's taxonomy places the organism in Eukaryota, Ciliophora, Spirotrichea, Euplotida, Euplotidae.